Molecule: messenger RNA, 4129 nt
Organism: Nyctereutes procyonoides (raccoon dog)
Lineage: Eukaryota; Metazoa; Chordata; Mammalia; Carnivora; Canidae
Gene: TINCR
Product: TINCR ubiquitin domain containing
Exons: 3
Coding region: 995-1258 (87 amino acids)
Molecular function (GO): protein binding
Source: RefSeq, a predicted model, not a curated record
GGCCCAAGAAAGGGUGGGAGAGGACAAGCAAGGAAUUGGGGUGGAAGGAGAUCCCCUGAUCACAACCUCCUGUGGCUGCUACUAGUAAGUCUUCAUUACUGCUUUUCCCCAUUAGGCACACCCUGAGCUGAGCUGGUGAUCGUGGGCAGGAGCCUCCUUGGUGGGAGUGUUGAACUCCUACUCAUCUGCCAAACCCAAGCUCCAGUGCCCACCCAUCUGGGAAGCCAUCCCCACCUACUGGCCUUUCCCAGCCCGGGAUCUCCUACUUCUCAAGCCUUGACCAUGUAAGGCUGGGAGUGUCCCUGUCCUGCUCUCCGACCUGACCUCCCCAACUAGGACUCCCGUGAGGGCGUGGCCUUAGACUGACAUUUCUCUGGUGCACAGCACUGCCCAGCCGGGCGCAGCCACAGAGCGGGUGCUUGCUGAAUGUGUCCUGAAGGAAAUAAGGAGCAACAAAUAUAAACUUCAGCCGCUUCCCUCCUCUGCCCAUAGCCUUGGAGGGCUCCCACCUCCCUCGGGGUGAAAGCCCGCGUCCCUCUCCCUGCCUCCAACCUGCCUUUGUAACCUCCCGCCCUCCCCUGCUCCCUCUCCUGCGGCCACCGCCUCCAGCAGGCCUGGUGGGGGGGGGGGCUGCCCCGGGGCCUUUGCACUGGCCGCGCCCUCUCGCCCGCAGUUCUGUUCCGGGGCUGGCGCACGCACUCGGCGUCCUUCACUCGGGCCAAACGCCACCUCCCGGGAGAGGCCGCCCCUGGCCCUCAUCUCGGUCUAAAAUAGCCCGCCAGUCUCCUCCUCCCUUCCGCCUCGCCCGCCCGGCCCUCCCCACCAGCCGCGGCACCGCGCGCGUCCCUAUCCCGACCCAUCGCGUCCUUCCCCGGCGCAGGAGGGGAGGCUCCGCCGCGUCCCGCCCUCCGGGGUCCCCGCCCGCCGGCCCGGGCAGCCGGGGAGGGAGGGCCGGGCCGGGCCGGGCCGGGCGCGGAGGCAGGGCCGCGGGGCCAUGGAGGGGCUGCGGCGGGGCCUGUCGCGCUGGAAGCGCUACCACAUCAAGGUGCACCUGGCGGACGAGGCGCUGCUGCUGCCGCUCACCGUGCGGCCGCGGGACACGCUCAGCGACCUGCGCGCGCAGCUCGUGGGCCAGGGCGUGAGCUCCUGGAAGCGCACCUUCUACUACAACGCGCGGCGGCUGGACGACCACCAGACGGUGCGCGACGUGCGCCUGCAGGACGGCUCGGUGCUGCUGCUCGUCAGCGACCCCAGGUAGUUGGAGGAGGUGGAGCCAUGACCCAGGGGACUCGGGGUGCUGGCUGAGGAGCAGGCUGGGGUUGGGGGCACCUCUGGAGGUGCCUCCUGGGACCCCUGCCUUCACUCUGGUGCCGGGCUCCGGGGUGUCCGGUGAAGUACCGGCCUGAGCGCCUGACCAGCGGCUGCCUCCGAUCCAACCUGCCGCUGACCCAAGGGGAUGGGGAGCCUCUUUGACCCCGAAGCCCUGGCUCCCCGCCUCGGGGCCUGGAGCGCCAGUCUGCAGUGGGAACCAGCGUGCCAUCGCGGAGGGCUCCCCAGCGCAGCCAGAGGGUAUGACACGGAGGAGACGAGCUCGGCGCCACCAUCCCUCCUACCUCGUACUUGCUCGAGGCCACAUCUGUGCCCAGGAGGUGCCCCCCUCCCCGGCCUGAAGCACCUUUCACACUCCUUUGUGCCACUCCGACUCACCUGGGAUUCAGCCUCCUCCAGGAAGUCUUCUGGGGCUCCCUCCUCACCAGCCAGUGAGCGCUUUGUCCUUUUUGGGGCUCACAAGCCCCCUCUACUGUGAACAGCCUUGGCUGGCGGGGGGCGAGGGGGUGCAGCCAAUACUGCUGAAAUCUCCAAUGACUGCAGUGGGGACACGGACCCCAGCCCUCCCCUGGCUCUGCAGCAUCACACGGUGCAUGCCCCUAGCCCCAGACACCUCCCCACGGCAGGCCUGUGCCCACUCCGUUGGCGGUGUCCUCAUCCCCUGAACCCCGCUGCUUUGUCCCAUGCACGGGGUCUCCUGGUUGGGUCUGAAGGGCUUUGGGUAAGUGGGCGGGGCCAGGGGAGCUGUGUCCCUAAGGCCAUGAGGCACUGGCGGUGACUGGUGAUUGUGCGGUGUGUUGUGGGGACUCUGGGGACAAGACCCACCAGGUAGAGCGCUGGGCCCCCGUGGGCCCCCUGCCUGGCGCCACCUGUGGUCAGGCCCUCUGCACAGGGCCACCCCGGGGCAGCGGGGAGGGGGAGGGGGUUGGGGGAGGCGCGGGUGUAUGGGCUCCCCAGAGAGCCACGUCCACGGUCCAGGUGCUGGGUGGCUCAAGGCAGGGGCCUCAGGGGGCCUGUGAAGAAAUAAUGUUUUAAUUAAGAGUAGUGGUGGCCGCAAGGCCCCGAGCGUGGACGGGUGGGUGACAGAUUGACUACACCCCCCGGGGACCUUGGGGUGCCAGAGGUGCAGUGUGGGGGACCCGGGCUCUGCCUGUCCCUCCGACCGCCUGGUGGGCAGUCCAAGACCAGGUACCAGAGACCCCAGUGCCCCGUUCCUUGGGGCUCCCCCUAGGGCAGGGCCUCCAACUUCCUCUUUUGUAGCAGGUAAACUGAAGCCUCAGCUGCUUGCAGGGCAAGCGAAGGGGAAAGGAGCCCCGACCCCUCCUCCUGCCUGGUUUGGGUCUCUUGAUGGUCACCCCGCUCCAUUCCUCUGUCCCUACCAAGGCCAGACCCUGGGCCGCCUCCUGCCCCUCUGGGGGCUUGGGCUUGAGUGAUAACUGCCCCGUGGUGGUGGCCGGGAUUCUGGCCCAUUUUACAGAUGGGGUGUCCAAGGUCAGCCUUCCCUGGGCCGCUGCCCCAGCAGCCCCUGAACUGAGGGGUCCCAGCCCACGCGGGGGUCCCCGAUGGAGGAAGGGGAGGGGUUCCUGCUUCCUGACUGAGGGUGGGGGCAGGGGAAGCCUUUCAGGCCGUUUUGACAUUUAACAAACAAUAUGCAAAUCACAUGCAAAUCGCCACCAUUUCUUAAGCCACGACAGCCCAGGCGUGUUCUGAAAUAAUAAUGUUGGACCUGUCGGUCGCUGUCUGCCUCGGCCUGGAGGAGGAGGGCACAGCCUCUCCUUCCCCCUCCUCCCUUCCAUUCCCCUCCCCCUCCUUCCCUUUAUUCCUUUCACUGCAUUUCUUCCUUCCCUGGUUCCCAGGAGGCCUCCUAGCCCUGAGGCGAACGCAAAAAGCCGCAAAAAGCGACAAAAGUAGCUCGCACACUCAGUGCUCCCAUUUUCCGGAUGAGAUACAGGGAGGCGCAGGUCUGGCCUGAGGUCUCAGAGCCACAGGUAGAAAGUGGUGUCCCCACCAGGGGAGCAAAGCGGACAGAGCCUGGUACCCAAGAAGGAGAGAGGACAGUGGCCAUAGCAGUCGGGACUUUGAUUUAGGGGCUGGGACUCCGGGCCUGGCAGGGCUUGUCAGAGCCCCCGGGAAACCAUCCUGGAGUUUUUUAGCCUCAAGUAGCAGGCUGCCCCGAGCUUGGAUCUGGAGAGAUCUGACCGUGAGGGACUGGGCUCCCCCCAUCCUCCUUUCUGGUGCUUCUCCCAUCAGCAUGCUCUUUGACUUCUGGCCACUGCCAGUUCGCAUGCCCUACCUUCUCUGUUUGGCAAACUCCUAUUCAUCCUGCAAAGCCCAGCUGCAAUGCCCCCCUUCUUUGUGCAGUCAUUUCUGAUCCUCCAAGAGGAGGCUCUGCUUCCCUCUGGUUUUUGGCUACCCGAGAUCUCUCCAUGGUCCAUCCCCGGCUGCUUGAGGGCCGCAGCAUCCCUGCCCACUGAGCUGGUUAUGACACCCCUCCGGACCUUGGCAUAUGCACUUCUCUACCCACAAUGCCCUUCCAGGUCUUUUCCACGUGGCACACUCCUAGAUCUUCAAGGCCCCAGCACUAGCGACCCCCUCCCUGUGGGCUCUACAGUCCUGGGGCUUCCCGUCCCGCUGGCUCGGGCCUGACGCAGGGAACUGGGAAGGGUGUAGGUCCUGCCAGCCUGGUGAGUCUUGCCUCGGACCCCCGGGUCAGGGUCAUGUCACCAUCCGGUUGGGACCAGGUAUAGAAGGGCCAUCUUUGAGUGCAUAUGAAUAAAAGAUGAAGUGUCUCAACACGAAA